Messenger RNA from Budorcas taxicolor (takin), 8685 nucleotides. RefSeq names its product zinc finger protein 292 (gene ZNF292). Gene Ontology annotation, biological process: regulation of transcription by RNA polymerase II. The record is from RefSeq and is a predicted model, not a curated record. Lineage: Eukaryota; Metazoa; Chordata; Mammalia; Artiodactyla; Bovidae. Gene Ontology annotation, molecular function: DNA-binding transcription factor activity, RNA polymerase II-specific; DNA binding. Gene Ontology annotation, cellular component: nucleus.
AUGGGUCGGUUUUACCUGCUCCCACUUCCCCUGCCUCUGGCCUGCCUUCGGGCCAAUCGCAAAUGCAGCCCUCACCCCACCCCACCCAGAGCGCUCCCUCACCCGUUCUCUUGGGGAACUGGGGCAUGUGUCCAUAGAAGACUUCGGGGACUGGGGAAAGCCACGCCGGGAUCCGGACGCUCGAAAGGGCAGCCCCUCCCUAGGCUUUUCCCCGCGUCGCGGCGCCCACGUGACCGAGAACAGGUUACCGGCCCGCCCCUUUCGUCCGCUGCUGCCCACUUCCCGCUCGCGGUAAGUAAACCGCGGUUUUCCGCACCGCCCAACCCCGCCCUCCUCCUUUCCCCUUCCCUUCACCUCCCUCCGGCUCCCUCGCACCACUCUACCCGCCCCCCAUCUUCCCCACCGGGCCCUUUGUACGUGCUCGGCGGCGUGCGAGCGCGCCCGGCACGUGACCCCGCCGAACGUGGCAUUGUGUUAUCACGUGACCCAGGUGCGUACGCGACGGAGCGGGGUGUGAAGAUGGCGGACGAAGAGGCCGAGCAGGAGAGGUUGAGUCGCGGCGGAGGCGGCUGCGCCGCGGAGCUGCAGCACCUAGGCGAGCGGCUCCAGGAGCUGGAGCGGCAGCUGCGGGAGAGCCGGGUGCCGGCCGUGGAGGCGGCUACGGAGUACUGUCAGCAGCUGUGCCAGACACUCCUUGAAUAUGCAGAGAAAUGGAAAACUUCAGAAGAUCCUUUACCUUUAUUGGAGGUAUACACAGUGGCUAUCCAAAGUUACGUUAAAGCCCGACCUUACCUUACCUCUGAAUGUGAAAAUGUAGCUUUGGUUCUGGAACGCUUGGCAUUAAGCUGUGUUGAACUUUUGCUGUGUCUGCCUGUUGAAUUAUCUGAUAAGCAGUGGGAGCAAUUUCAGACACUGGUGCAGGUAGCUCAUGAAAAGCUGAUGGAGAAUGGCAGCUGUGAAUUGCAUUUUUUAGCUACUCUAGCUCAAGAGACUGGGGUGUGGAAAAACCCGGUACUGUGCACUAUUCUUUCCCAGGAACCAUUGGAUAAGGAUAAAGUGAAUGAAUUUUUAGCUUUUGAGGGUCCCAUCUUGUUGGAUAUGAGAAUUAAACAUCUAAUCAAAACAAAUCAGUUAAGUCAAGCAACUGCUCUAGCAAAGCUGUGUUCUGACCAUCCAGAGAUUGGUACAAAAGGUAGUUUUAAGCAAACUUACCUUGUCUGUCUUUGUACAUCAUCACCAAAUGAAAAGUUAAUCGAAGAGAUUUCAGAAGUUGAUUGCAAAGAUGCCCUAGAAAUGAUCUGUAACUUAGAAUCUGAGGGUGAUGAAAAAAGUGCUCUUGUCUUAUGUACUGCAUUUUUAUCACGUCAGCUUCAACAGGGAGAUAUGUACUGUGCUUGGGAACUCACUCUCUUUUGGAGUAAAUUACAGCAGAGAGUAGAACCAUCUAUUCAAGUGUACCUAGAAAGGUGUCGUCAACUUUCUUUGUUAACCAAGACAGUAUAUCACAUUUUCUUCCUGAUUAAAGUUAUUAAUUCAGAGACCGAAGGAGCUGGACUUGCCACUUGUAUAGAGCUGUGUGUAAAAGCUCUUCGCCUGGAAUCUACAGAAAAUACUGAAGUGAAAAUAUCUAUCUGCAAGACCAUUUCAUGCUUGUUGCCUGAUGAUCUGGAAGUUAAACGUGCUUGUCAACUGAGUGAAUUUCUUAUUGAGCCUACAGUAGAUGCAUAUUAUGCUGUGGAAAUGUUGUACAACCAGCCAGACCAGAAAUAUGAUGAAGAGAAUCUUCCAAUACCAAAUUCCCUACGCUGUGAGCUCUUACUUGUGUUGAAAACUCAGUGGCCCUUUGAUCCAGAAUUCUGGGAUUGGAAAACUUUAAAACGACAGUGUCUUGCAUUAAUGGGAGAAGAAGCAUCCAUUGUGUCUUCAAUAGAUGAAUUAAAUGACAGUGAGGUUUAUGAGAAAGUAGCAGACUACCAGGAAGAUAGUAAAGACACUUCUGUGAAUGGUGGAAUUGGUGCUAAUUCUGGCCUUCUUAGAGACAUUUGUGACGAAAAGCAGAAAAAGAGAGAGAUAAAACAGUUAAGAGAGAGGGGAUUUAUAUCGGCUCGGUUCAGGAAUUGGCAAGCCUACAUGCAGUAUUGUGUGCUGUGUGAUAAAGAGUUCCUUGGUCAUCGAAUAGUACGACAUGCUCAAAAACAUUACAAAGAUGGGAUUUACAGUUGCCCCAUAUGUGCAAAGAACUUUAAUUCUAAAGAAACUUUUGUCCCUCACGUCACGUUGCAUGUUAAACAAUCAAGUAAAGAGAGACUGGCAGCUAUGAAACCAUUAAGAAGGUUGGGAAGGCCUCCUAAGAUCACAGCUACCAACGAGAAUCAGAAGACAAAUGCUGUGGCCAAGCAGGAGCAGCGGCCGAUCAAGAAGAACAGUCUCUAUUCCACAGACUUCAUAGUGUUUAACGACAAUGACGGCUCAGACGAUGAAACUGAUGACAAAGACAAAUCUUACGAGCCGGAGGUGAUCCCAGUCCAGAAACCAGUACCUGUUAAUGAGUUCAAUUGCCCUGUCACUUUUUGUAAAAAGGGCUUUAAGUACUUUAAAAAUUUAAUUGCUCAUGUAAAAGGACAUAAGGAUAAUGAAGAUGCCAAGCGCUUUCUUGAAAUGCAAAGCAAAAAAGUUAUUUGCCAGUACUGUAGGCGGCAUUUUGUAAGUGUAACUCAUCUCAAUGAUCACUUACAAAUGCACUGUGGCAGUAAACCAUACAUCUGUAUACAAAUGAAGUGUAAGGCUGGUUUUAACAGCUACGCAGAGCUCUUAACCCACCGAAAGGAACAUCAAGUCUUUAGAGCAAAGUGCAUGUUUCCUAAAUGUGGCAGAAUUUUUUCAGAAGCUUAUUUACUGUAUGACCAUGAAGCACAGCAUUAUAAUACCUACACGUGUAAGUUCACAGGUUGUGGUAAAGUUUACCGUUCUCAGAGUGAGCUUGAAAAGCAUCUGGAAGAUCACAAUACUCCUGAAAAAGUGCUGCCUCCUGAAGACCAACUUAAUUCAGCCAGAGAUUCUGUUCAGCCUUCCAGAGUGAAUCAGAGUGCAGAAGGGAACGCCGAGAAAGAAAGAUCCAUGCUUCCUUCAGAAAACAGUGUUGAAAACACCAUCCCAGCUGAUAAAAGUGGUGCUUGGGAUAAAAGCAAGGCAGAAUCACCUGUGACCAAACAAGACCAGAUUUCUGCUUCGGAGCUCGGGCAGGCUGAUGGACCACUGCCAAAUGGUUUGGGAAACGCUGCUCCCACUCCUCUGCUUCAGGCCAGUGAAGUAGCCGUGUCCAUUAAGGUGUCCCUCAAUCAGGGGAUCGAGGAGAACUUUGGAAAGCAAGAAAACUCAACUGUGGAAAGCAGUGGUGAAUCACUGGUCACAAACUUACAUAUACCAGUUGAAAAUGCUUGUAGUGAUUUGUGUCACACAGAUUUCCAAGAGAGAAAGGAACAGGAUUGUUUUAAUGAAAUCCAGAUUACUCAGAAUUCUUUAGUGGCCUCAGAAGCCCUCAAGGUAGACGGCAUGACCACACAAAACUUAGAAAGACAAGUGAGCAACCUGAUGACCUUUUCUGUGCAAAACCAAGCAGGGUUUCAAAACAGUUUACCAACUCCCAAGUUUGAAUGUGGAGGUAAUGUUAAAACGUCAUCCAGUCUUUAUAAUUUACCUCUGAAGACGCUGGAAAGUAUCACAUUUGUUCCACCACAGCCCAACCUCAGUAAUUCUUUAGGAACUCCAUCAGUGCCUCCAAAAGCGCCAGUUCAGAAAUUCAGUUGCCAGGUUGAGGGAUGUACUCGAACCUACAACUCUUCCCAGAGUAUUGGGAAACACAUGAAGACGGCACACCCCGACCAAUAUGCAGCAUUCAAAAUGCAACGCAAAAGCAAAAGGGGUCAGAAGGCUAACAAUUUAAAUACACCAAAUAGUGGAAAGUUUGUUUAUUUUUUGCCAUCACAGGUGAGCAGCUCUAAUAAUGCAUUUUUUACACCACAGACCAAAGCCAACGGGAAUCCUACCUGUUCUAAUCAGUUGCAGCAUGUCUCGUCAUCCAUUUUCCCAGCUCAUUUAGCAAGUGUGUCAGCUCCACUGUUGCCCUCGGUGGAAAGUGUCAUAAAUCCAAGUAUACCUUCUCAGGAUAAAAAUGAACAAGGUGGUGGUCUCUUAUGUUCCCAGAUGGAGAAUUUAUCUAGCACCACCUUGCCAGCACAAAUGGAAGACCUAACCAAAACGGUUUUGCCUUUGAAUAUCGACAGCGGCUCAGAUCCUUUCCUUCCGUUACCUGCAGAAAGCACCUCAGUGUCUCUCUUCCCUUCACCAGCAGACAGUGGGACUAACUCUGUUUUCUCCCAACUGGAAAAUAAUACAAAUCAUUUUUCUUCACAGAUCGAAGGAAAUACCAAUUCCUCCUUUCUAAAGGGAGGAAAUGGUGAGAAUGCAGUUUUUCCUUCACAAGUCACUGUUGCAAAUGACUUCAGUGGCACUGGUACCCAACAGCCUGGACCGGAAAAAGUGAAAAAAGACCGCGGCCGGGGCCCAAAUGGGAAGGAAAGAAAACCUAAGCACAACAAAAGGGCUAAAUGGCCAGCAAUCAUCAGAGAUGGGAAAUUUAUCUGUAGCAGGUGUUACAGGGCUUUCACUAACCCCAGAUCUCUGGGUGGACACUUGUCUAAGCGAUCUUACUGUAAACCACUGGAUGGAGCAGAAAUUGCUCAAGAACUUCUACAGAAUAAUGGGCAGCCUUCUCUUCUUGCCAGCAUGAUUCUCUCCACAAAUACCGUAAACUUGCAGCAGCCACAACAGUCUACAUUCAGUGCAGAAGCAUGUUUUAAAGAUCCAUCAUUCCUGCAAUUUCUUGCUGCUGAGAACCGCUCCUCAACAUUUUUACCAAAUACAUUUCCUCGGACUGGUGUGACUAGCUUUAAUACAAGUGUUAGUCAAGAGGGAAGCGAAAUCAUCAAACAGGCUUUGGAAACUGCUGGCAUUCCCAGUACAUUUGAGGGUGCCGAUGUGCUCUCUCACGUCCCCACAGGUUGUGUCUCUGAUGCAACACAAGUAAACACAACAGUGAUGCCAAAUCCACCUGUGCCAACCCUGCUGCAGACAGUGUGCCACCCAAGCCCCCUGCUGACAGACCAGAAUGGGACACCAAACCCCAAAACUUCCUCCAUUGAGGAAUGCAGCAGUUUGCCUGUUUUUCCAACAAACGACUUACUACUAAAGACUGUUGAAAAUGGUUUGUGUUCUAGUUCAUUCCCUAAUUCUAGCGGGCCAUCACAAAAUUUUACCAGUAGCAGUUCACGUGUUUCAGUCAUAAGUGGUCCUCAGAACACAAGGUCUAGUCAUUUAAAUAAGAAGGGAAACAGUGCUUCUAAGAGAAGAAAGAAAGUUACUCCUCCACUAAUUGCCCCUAACACUCCCCAAAACUUGGUAACGAGUGACUUAACAGCAAUGGGACUUAUAGCAAAGAGUAUUGAGAUACCAACUACUAACAUUCAUUCCACUGUAAUUCCCAAUUGUGAACCUCAGGGUUUGGUGGAAAAUCUAACACAGAAAGUAAAUAAUGUUGACAAUCAGUUGUUUAUGACUGAUGUGAAAGAAAACUUCAAAACCAGUCUUGAGUCCCAUACAGUGUUAGCUCCUUUAACAUUAAAAACUGAAAAUGGUGAUUCCCAAAUGAUGGCUUUGAAUUCAUGCACACCUUCAAUAAAUUCUGAUUUGCAGAUCUCUGAAGACAAUGUCAUACAAAACUUUGAAAAGACUCUUGAAAUUAUUAAAAGUGCUAUGAAUUCUCAAAUACUUGAGGUAAAAAAUGGAUCUCAGGGUAUUGGUGAAACAUCACAGAAUGCUCAAAUAAAUUAUAACAUUCAGCUUCCUUCAGUAAACACUGUUCAAAAUAACAAGUUAUCUGAGUCGUCUCAGUUUUCCUCCUUCAUAGGUGUCAUGCCAACAAAAAGUAACAUUCCUCAGUCUGAAGUAUUACAUAAGGAGGAUCAAAUACAGGAGAUUUUAGAAGGCUUACAGAAAUUAAAAUUAGAAAAUGACCUGUCCACUCCAGCACCCCAAUGUGUACUGAUAAAUACAUCAGUGACACUGACUCCCACUCCUGUGAAAUCAAUUCCAAAUAUCACAGUUGUUCAGCCAGUUUCUGAAAUUAUAAGCAACAUUCAGUUUAAUGACAGAGUUAAUAAACCCUUUGUGUGUCAAAACCAAGGCUGUAAUUACAGCGCUAUGACAAAAGAUGCACUGUUUAAGCACUACGGUAAAAUUCAUCAGUACACUCCAGAGAUGAUUCUUGAAAUUAAGAAGAAUCAGUUGAAAUUUGCUCCAUUUAAAUGUGUAGUACCUACAUGUACGAAGACAUUUACAAGAAAUUCUAAUCUUCGGGCACACUGUCAGUUGGUGCAUCAUUUUACAACAGAAGAAAUGGUCAAAUUAAAAAUAAAAAGACCUUAUGGAAGAAAGUCUCAGAGUGAAAAUUCAUCAGCCCCACGAAUUACACAAGUAAAAAGACAGCUAGCUCUGACAGAGGAAAAUAAAAGGGAAUUCCAGCCUGCUUUAGAAUUGGGAGCAAUGAAAGAAAAUACCCUCAGUAAUAUAGCAGUGAUCCCAGAAAAACAACUUCUAGAAAAAAAAAGUCCUGAAAAAACGGAAAGUAGUUCUCAAGUGAUUGCAAUUACUUCAGAACAAUGUAAUGCAAAUCCUCUCACAAAUGUCCAAACCAAAGGACGGAAAGUUAGGAGACAUAGAAAAGAAAAGGAGGAGAGGAAACGCAAGAAGCCAGUUUCUCAGUCUCCAGAGUUUCCCACAAGAUACAGUCCCUACAGACCUUAUCGCUGUGUUCAUCAGGGUUGCUUUGCCGCUUUCACGAUACAGCAGAACUUAAUUCUGCAUUACCAGGCUGUGCACAAAUCAGAUCUACCUGCAUUUUCUGCAGAGGUUGAAGAGGAGAGUGAAGCUGGUAAAGAGAGUGAAGAAAUUGAAACGAAACAGACUGUGAAAGAAUUUCGAUGUCAGGUGAGUGACUGUUCUCGAAUUUUCCAAGCAAUUACUGGCCUAAUACAACACUACAUGAAGCUUCACGAGAUGUCGCCUGAAGAAAUUGAAAGUAUGACUGCUUCUGUGGAUGUUGGGAAAUUUCCAUGUGAUCAAUCAGAGUGUAAAUCUUCAUUUACCACAUAUUUGAACUAUGUUGUUCAUCUUGAGGCAGACCAUGGAAUCGGGGCCAGGGCAAGUAAAACUGAAGAAGAUGGCAUAUACAAGUGUGACUGUGAAGGCUGUGACCGAAUAUAUGCAACCCGGUCUAAUCUCCUCCGACACAUUUUUAAUAAGCAUAAUGACAAACAUAAAGCUCAUCUCAUUCGGCCACGAAGAUUAACACCUGGUCAGGAAAAUAUAUCAAGCAAAGCAAACCAAGAAAAGACUAAGUCUAAACACCGGGGGACAAAAUACAGAUCUGGAAGGGAAGGAGUCAAAAUGCCUAAGACCAAACGAAAGAAAAAAAAUAAUUUGGAAAACAAGACUGCAAAGAUUGUGCAGAUUGAAGAAAAUAAGCCUUACUCUCUGAAACGUGGAAAGCAUGUAUAUUCUAUAAAGGCUAGAAAUGACGCCUUGUCUGAGUGUACGAGCAGAUUUGUCACCCAGUAUCCAUGUAUGAUAAAGGGGUGUACAUCGGUUGUUACAAGUGAAAGCAAUAUAGUCAGACAUUAUAAAUGCCAUAAAUUAUCUAAGGCAUUUACAUCACAACACCGCAAUCUCCUCAUUGUCUUCAAACGGUGUUGCAGCUCACAAUUAAAGGAAGCUUCUGAGCAAGAGGUUGAAAAGAGUGGUGUGAAGGAUUCUGACACGAGUGUAUCAGAGAGCAAUGAUAAUGCAAGAACAGCUGUAGUUCCACAAAAGGACGUUGUAAAAAAUGAAAAAGAUGAAGUGGAUGAACUAACAGAAUUAUUUAUUACCAAAUUAAUAAAUGAAGACAACACAACUGUGGAGACCCAGCCUCAGACCUCUUCAGAUGUAAGUAAUGAUUUUAAGGAAAAUAACCCCUGCCAGUCAGAAAAACAAAAAGCAAGUAAUUUGAAGAGAGUUAAUAAAGAAAAAAAUGUCUCCCAAAAUAAAAAGAGAAAAGUUGAAAAAGCUGAACCAGCACCAGCAGUUGAAUUAAGUAGUAUACAUAAGGAAGAAGAAACUGCUGUUGCAAUUCAAACCACUGAGGAUCACCCUGCAUCUUUUGACUGGAGCUCAUUUAAACCAAUGGGAUUUGAGGUAUCAUUUCUCAAAUUCCUGGAGGAGUCUGCAGUGAAACAGAAGAAAAAUACCGACAAAGAUCAUCCCAAUAGUGGGAGUAAAAAAGGAUCCCAUUCAAAUUCAAGAAAAAAUGUCGACAAGACUGCUGUGACUAGUGGAAAUCAUAUAUGUUCUUGUAAAGAAAGUGAAACUUUUGUACAGUUUGCCAAUCCAACACAGCUCCAGUGCAGUGAUAAUGUAAAAAUCGUUUUAGACAAGACUCUGAAAGAUUGCACUGAGCUUGUCUUAAAGCAGCUUCAGGAAAUGAAACCUACCGUCAGUCUGAAAAAACUUGAAGUACGUUCAAAUGAUCCAGAUGUGUCUGUUAUGAAAGACAUCAGUAUGGGCAAAGCCACAGGGAGAGGGCAGUACUGA